AUGGAACGUCAGCCUCUGCUGGAGAAGCGCGGCUCCAUCGCCGGCACGCUGCCGCCGCUGUCGGUGAACACACAUGUGCGCCGUCGCCGCCGUCGACUGCCGCUGCACCACAUCCUGUUGUCGUUGCUGCUGCUGGCGACGGUGCACUUCUGGCUGUGGCCGCUGUCCUUUGGCACUUCCCCUGUCAAGCAGCCGGCCCGUGGCAAGGGCGCCCCCUUGGAAGGGCCUCUCGAGCUCACCGAUCCAAAGUGCCGCAUCUACAACAUCUACAACAUCUACAACAGCAGCGGUCGUGUGUUCCGGCCGCCGCCGGCAACGUAUCCGCUGGUCUUGGGUCCCGGUCACCGGCUGUCCUUGAAUCAGGGAUCGCGGCGCCGCGACGACCACGAGCACAGACAUGAACACUGGCGUCAGGUGCACGUCGAGGGUGACAUUGUGCUCCGACAGGCUGAUGCCGCCCAUCCGGACGGGGCCGUUGUCGUCGAGCUCGUCUACAACGAUGAGCGCAUCUACUCCGACGUCGUGCUCGGCCAUGAAGGCGAUCCGAACAACCAAGCCUUCACCCUUUUUGUCGACGAUGGCUUCUGGGUCGACGAGCUCGACGAUCUGGCCACGACACGGGGCUACCCCUGUGCUCUGGCUCGCGUGACCGUCUGGGUGCCCGAGCGGACUGGUACCCACCUGGACCGCCUCCGCAUCGCGUCCACCUACCUGGGUAUCAAGCUGGUCGAGGGCCUCGACAUGACCAUGGCCCUGUCUGCACAUUUGUACUCGCAGAUUUCCGACGUUGUCGCUGGCGUCCAGCUGUCAUCGCCCUCAAACAAGUCUGAGUCGGGCUUCCACUUCGCCGCGAAGAACACCGAGAUCGUUCUGACCGCUGGCAGUGUGGCUGGUGGACCGUGGGCGCUGCGCCACUCGUUGGCCGUCAGCUCCUCGUCGGGGACUGUCGAUAUUGAGGUGGAGGAGACCGACGAGACCGACGUCUCCGACGUGGCGCCGUACCUGUCACUUUCCACCGUCUCGGGCGACAUCAAGCUGCGCGAGCUGCCCUCGACGGCCAGCCGGCCCGGCCACUCGCUGUACGUGGAAAGCCGUUCCGGCAGCAUAUCCGUGUCCGAUGCCGUCUUUGCUCGCAUCGCGCGCAUCCACACCGUCUCGGGUGACCUGGACGUCAGCCUCCGUCCGCAGGCCCCGCUCGCCGGCAACAGCACCGCCGAGGAGCACCGCGAACUCGAACUCGAAACCUCCACUGUCAGCGGCCAUACUGCUGUGCAGCUGGCCUACGGCGACGAUCAGCCGCCGCUCGACUCUCUUCGCUCCCGUCAUCACGCCGUCUCCGGCAACAUCAACCUCUGCUAUCCCAACGCCUGGGCCGGAUUCGCCCGCCUGGACACCCUCGUCGGCGGAAGCGCCAGGCUGCUCGGCAGGGACGUUCACGUGCUGCCUGACGACAACCCGCACUUCCCGCCGUUCGUCGGCCACCACGUCGAGGGCACAAAGGGCAGCGCCGACAACGCGUCAACCGUCGAGGCCAAGACCACGACCGGGUCGAUCCUGCUGGCAUUUCCCGAGUAG
This is a messenger RNA of Grosmannia clavigera kw1407, 1575 nucleotides long. RefSeq lists its product as uncharacterized. The record is from RefSeq and is a predicted model, not a curated record. The transcript has 2 exons. The coding region runs from base 1 to 1575 and encodes 524 amino acids. NCBI's taxonomy places the organism in Eukaryota, Fungi, Ascomycota, Sordariomycetes, Ophiostomatales, Ophiostomataceae.